Messenger RNA from Stylonychia lemnae, 1866 nucleotides. Lineage: Eukaryota; Ciliophora; Spirotrichea; Sporadotrichida; Oxytrichidae. The record is from the annotation of a GenBank genome assembly.
AUGUUAUUAGUGUCUGACAAACCAAGGGUCAUUUUGCCUUUCUUAAAAUUCUCAGAAAUGCUGUAUUAAAGGAGAUAUCAGCGCAGAGUGUCUAAGUUCUUCAUGUCUUUCUUAACCUUAAAGCAGCCAAUAAAAGCUGGAACUUGCAAAAGCCUUUCAAAAUUUAUUCUAAUGCUCAAAAUAUUACCCUAGCUAUUGUAUAAUUACACUUAGGAAUACUGUUUUUGGUCUGGUGAUUCUCUAGAUUCUGAAAAUGCUGGAAAAGAUAUAGUGAUUGAAGUCGAUUCUCUCGAUGAUCAAUCAUAAUUGUCAAAGCAGACUUCUUAAGAUGAUAACAAGGAAAAUUCUGGGAUUAUUGUGCUAAUUUUGAUUAUUAUUGGAUCAUUAUUAGGGGUGUCCUGUCUGGGAGUUUUUGUAUUCUAUGUAUCAUAGUAAGAUGAUGAUGAGGAUUCAGAAGUUGUCAAUCCAUAGUUGAAAUCUAAAUUCUCCAGGAAGACUACUUUACCUGGCAGAAGUUUUGUCUAGUCAGAUUUGAGAUCUAUAUUGCCUGAAUUAUAUGAGCAUGAGGAUAACAGUGCAGAUGUUACUGAUGGGCCAUUGAACUAUUUUUACAGGAGUAAGACUCUUGCAAACAGUCAUAUAUUACAAAUCACAAAUAAAGAAGGUAAACUAUCAAGAAUAUCAACUAAGGCUGGACUAUCUGCUUAGAAAAUAUAAGACUCUCAGAGAGAAGGGAUUGAAAGAAUAGGAGAUUAGAAAACUGAGAGAGAACAUAGAGCUUCAGAGAAACUACCUCGCACCCAAGCUAGAUUGAAGAUUGAAAGAUCAAGUACAAUAAUGAAUAAAAGACAAAGUUAUGAUUUAGAGGAUCUGAGGUCUUACAUUAUGGAGGAUAUGAUAAAUUAAAAUAAAGAAGUAAAAAAGAGAUUAAGAGGAAUGUCAGUAGUUUCAAUUGAGUCUAAUAAUAGUUUAACCAAGCUACAAAGAGGAGUAAUGUCACCUGAGAAACAGAGUGAAAGACAACAAACUAUAAUAAAAGAGGCCAAUAGUGCAAAUAAUGGACAAUCUGUUUUAAGCGAUCCUAAAUAGGCUGAUAAUAACAAAAUAUAAAAAUCUUCUUUAGAGAAUUUAUAGUCAACCCAAUCUUUAAACUAGAACAGCCAAUAACAUUUGAAUAGUAUGCAUUCUGAGACUAACUUUGAAUCCUAAAGCUCACCGACACUUCACAGUGGAUAAAAUCCUUAAUAAGCUAUGCGCAAAAGAGAGCUAUUUAUUAGGGUAGAUUCAGACUAAUAAAUAAAGGAGGAAGUUGAAGACCAGGAAGAUGAGAUUCAAUCUAAAUAAUCUUUUACUUAAUCAUUAAUAAUUGCCAACGAAGCGAAUACAUUUAGCCAGUAACAAAAUACAUUAAGCCUCAAAAUUAAUAGGAUUGCAAUAAAUUCUGAAGAAAAUGAUGAGUAAAAUGAACAUAGUUUCAAUGUAGAGAUACAAGACAUAUUAGAGGGAAGAGAGGCUAUUUACAAAGAUUCAGAAAAUGACUUGGGUAAAUAGGAAGAAGAAAUGUAAUUAUCUUAGAGCGAAAUAAAACGGUAAAGAAUCAGAAAGAUAUAUCUACCUAGCUAAAUAGACAUAAUUUCUGAUGAAAAUAAAAAUAAAGAUUAACCAUAAAACCAAGUAUCAGUUGAAGGCAUUAUUAAUGAAGAAUAAAAUCUGGUUCUCGAAGAGAAUCUAGAAAAGGAAGAAGAGUUGUUUGGAAUGCAUUAAAUCUUUUAUAAUAAAAGGAGAAGAGGGGACUCAAAAGUAGAUGAUAAUCAGGGAUAAUUGUCUAUAGAUUAUGGCUUCGAAUCAGAAGGUAAUCAAGAAUGA